Tetranychus urticae (two-spotted spider mite) is the source of this 5385-nucleotide messenger RNA. It is a transcript of the gene Gat, whose product is annotated as sodium- and chloride-dependent GABA transporter. Gene Ontology annotation, cellular component: neuron projection; plasma membrane. Gene Ontology annotation, biological process: sodium ion transmembrane transport; nitrogen compound transport; amino acid transport. NCBI's taxonomy places the organism in Eukaryota, Metazoa, Arthropoda, Arachnida, Trombidiformes, Tetranychidae. Gene Ontology annotation, molecular function: gamma-aminobutyric acid:sodium:chloride symporter activity. The record is from RefSeq and is a predicted model, not a curated record.
UGAUUCCCGGAUUUCAUUUUAACUUUCAUCUCACUUUUAAUGCUCAGUCAUUUUAUUUUGUAAAAAUUGUCAACAGGAGACAAGAAAGGAAAAAGAUAACCACUGUCUCAAUCAUCAUCAUAAUCAUCAUCAUCUUUCUUACUCCCAGCAAAGCCACACAAACAUAUCUCUCUCUCUCCGUUAUCAUCUCUUACAUCAUCUUACUUCUUGUUUUAACCCAGUGAUUAUUUCAUUUGUAAAAAUUGUUUCGCUUUUUCUGUCUUUUCAUAUAAGCUUAUUUUUCUUUGCUAAUCAAUCCAUUUUUCUCACCCCAUACACUUUCUUAGUCAUUCCUUAAAAUAUGUGUUAACCAACGGUUAUGUGUUUCUUUUAAAAACAAAGCAAAAUUUUGAGCAAGUGUAUUUAUUUAAAGCAAUUUGCUGAUUACCCAUCAUAUGUUAAUCAUCAGUGCUUUCCCUGUUGUAAAAUAUUCAGCCUGAAAACACCAAAAGUAAAAGUGGUUUUAAUCACAAGACAACAAUAACAGAAGGAGAGAAAAAUCUAAAAGCUAAAAAUCUUCUGACAAAACCAAACAUAAUCUUUAAACGCUCAAAAUCUAUCAUCUGUCUUCCAGUUUAGUCUUUCAUCAACCAUAGUUUCUAUCAAUUAACCAACCAUAAUCAUUAUCUGCCUCAUUGUGGACCACAUCGUUUGGUUAAAAUUACAUCUCAAAAAUUGAUACAACCCUUUGCAUCAACAUCUAAGUGAGAUUCCAAUCACCAUCAAAGUUAUACUCUUACUCAAUAUUUUUGUGUGUUGUGUUUGCAACCUAUUAUAAUAUAAUUAUUAAUCAUUGUACCUCAAUAAGAUAAAAGUUGCCUUGUUCCUAAAUCCAGUCAACAUUGGCAAUCUUUAAUCAAUCCAGUAAAAAUCAAAAUUAUAACAUCAACAUAUCAUCAUUAGUUUAUACGUAAUGGCCUGUUGAAAGGGUUCUCGCAAUAGGAAAACUCUGGAAGUAAAGGAUAUUAGCCAGUUAAUCAAACAAAUCACAGUCUUCCAACUGCAACAAAAAAUUCGAUUGAAUACUUGUUCAGCUUAACCGUCAAAAUUUGAAUCAUCAACAUCAACCUUACACUAUGACUGAUAAAGUGGAAAUGAAUAGCUUUUCUCGCCCUGGUUCUGGUGGAGGUGGUAAUAAUUCGGGUUCAGGUAGUCGUCCGGCUCGGGCCAAUGGUGGAGCGCAAAAUAGUAAUUUGGUGCCUACAGAGGUAAAAUUAUUGAGUGAAGAGACUGAUGAGCGUGGACAGUGGUCAGGAAAGCUUGAUUUCUUAAUGUCGUGUAUUGGUUACGCCAUUGGUCUCGGAAAUGUUUGGAGAUUUCCUUACCUUUGUUAUAAGAAUGGAGGAGGUGCAUUUCUAGUUCCAUAUUGUAUUUGCCUGUUUUUAGCUGGAAUCCCAGCAUUUUUUUUGGAAAUAUCAUUGGGACAGUUUCUUGGUAUCGGAGGAAUCGGUGUAUGGCGAAUCUGUCCAAUAUUCAAGGGUGUUGGCUACGCUGCGGCUGUUAUGGCCUUUUGGCUGAACACAUUUUACAUUGUUGUCUUGGCUUGGGCAUUAUAUUAUGCUUGGAGUUCCCUUGGAUUGGAUGUUCCUUGGCGGGAUUGUAACAACCCCUGGAAUACCAAAAGUUGUAUCACUGAUUCCGAUCUUAAAAUUAAAUGGACAAACUGUAGAUCCGAUCCAAUCACAUUUCUCGAUGAUUGUCGACUUCUCAACACUUCAAAUUAUCGAAGUCCCGUCAAGGAAUACUGGGAAAGACAAGUUCUCCAGGUAACAUCGGGAUUACAUGAUUUGGGUGAAAUUCGCUGGCCUCUGGCAGUUACACUUGCUGUAUCAUGGAUUGUAUGUUAUUUUUGCAUCUGGAAAGGAGUCAAAUGGACUGGAAAGGUUGUUUAUUUCACCGCUUUAUUUCCAUAUGUACUUUUGAUUAUUUUAUUGAUUCGUGGUGUUACCUUACCUGGAGCUGGUGAUGGUAUCUUGUAUUAUUUGAGACCUAAAAUAGAUAGAAUAACAGAAUCAGAUGUAUGGAUUGAUGCAGCAACCCAAAUAUUUUUCUCAUAUGGUCUUGGUUUAGGAGCUCUUAUAGCUUUAGGAAGUUACAAUAAAUACAAUAACAAUGUUCAAAGGGACGCAUUGAUUAUAUCAUGUAUCAACAGUGGAACCUCAAUAUUUGCUGGAUUCGUGAUAUUUAGCAUAAUCGGAUUCAUGGCUCAUGAACAGAAUAGACCUAUUGAUGAAGUUGCAACAUCAGGCUCAGGACUUGCUUUCUUGGCAUAUCCAUCAGCAACUCUUCAUCUUCCAAUCUCACCUUUAUGGUCUGUCCUCUUUUUUGUUAUGAUUCUUAUGUUAGGUUUGGACAGUCAAUUCUGUACGAUGGAAGGUUUCGUCACUGCCGUUGUCGAUGAAUGGCCAUCUGUAUUGAGAAAACAUAAAGAAGCCUUUAUCGCAUUUAUCUGUCUUAUAUCUUAUAUUAUUGGAUUUUUUUUUGUCGUCCAGGGUGGCGUUUAUUGGUUUGAACUUUUUAAUUACUAUGCAUCCAGUGGCUUUGCACUGUUAUUCCUUGUUUUUUGUGAAGUUAUUUCAAUAGGUUGGAGUUACGGGGUAAAUCGAUAUUACGACAAUUUAAGAGAUAUGAUGGGUUAUGAGCCUAGUAUAUGGUGGAAAAUAUCUUGGACAGUAACCACUCCAAUCAUCUGUGUCGGAAUAUUCAUUUAUAGCCUUAUGAAAUACAAACCAUUGACAUACAUGGAUUAUGUUUACCCAUGGUGGGGUCAACUGAUUGGUUGGCUUCUUGCUUUAUCAUCCAUGUUAUGUGUACCUGGUUAUGCUAUUUACAUUUAUUGGGUAACACCAGGAACAACGCAAGAGAAACUGAAGAAACUAUUUCGACCUGAUAUACCUGAAAUAACAGAGGAAAUAAGACGGCGAGUGUUAAAGGAACAAGGAGUCACAACCAUGACCUCUGUCUAAGGAUGAUUAUCCAAUGAUUAGAUUAAUUGUCAUCUUUUUCUUCCUAUUUUUCAUCAUUUCUCAUCUUGAAGCCCCGAAAAAUCAUCGUUGUCAUUGCCAUCAUCAUCAUCCUGGACAUCAUAAACAUCAUGUUUACAAUUGAAAGCAACAGUCAAAAGCAGCAACUGUGUUGUUCUUACAAUUAACUUCCACUAUAAUUAUUACAUAUUACCAUUAUUAUUAUGGUUAUUAUUAAUAUAUUUAACGCUACUCAGAAAUCAGGAAUCUCCAGCAAGGAUGAAAUCUAUCUUAGAAUGAUUUGAACCAAUCAAAAAUAUUAAAUUAACCACUAAAGUAGAUCAACUCAAUCAAGGAUUGAGAAAGAAAACAAAAGGAAUGCUCAUUGCAUUCAAUGUAGAUUCCUUUUCUUACUUUUACUUUCUUGGAGAAAGUAAAGUUCAGACAAAAAAAAUAUUAAGGUACAAGAAUCUCAUAGUCUACCUUGAAAAUUUGAUUAAUUGACUAAUCAACCUGGUCAAGUCUUUCAACAAUUACAACAAAUGAUAAUAACAUUGCCAUUAUCAUCAUCAUCAUCACCAUCCAUCGUCAUCUUCAUCAAUUAACAAGUUUCAACUACAUCUCUAUUGCCAACAUAAUCAAGUCUUUCAUGAUUAAACUACAACUGAUCAGUUAUAUCUGAUCAAUUUAAACUUGCAAUGCAAAAACAAUUCACUAGUGACAAAACAAUCGUAAUUAACAUUUGAUAUUAUCCACACACAAUGGCCAAAGUCUUUCAAUGGAAAUAUUAAUUUAACGCAAACGUAAACAAAGGAAUCAAGCGAAGUAAUCAACAAUUUGCCGGAACAAUAAUCAACCAUCAAUGAUCAAUUGCCAGAUGUCUUUCAACAAUUAAUCAACUUCAUUGAUACAAAACAAAAUUGUAAAAACCCAUUCUAUUUUUCGAGGUUGUCAAAGACCAGAAAAAGGGAUAAAAUGCGUUUAAAAUCAAAUCAACCCAGCAAUCUAUGUAAUGAUGAGACUAAGAAGUCUUUGAAUUAAUUUCAACUUAAUUGAUAAUUGAUUUUUAAGGUUCAAUAGAAAAACAAAAGAAUGGUUUAAAUCAAUUAAUUGAGUUAGUUACAAACUCGUCUGUAAUUAAUUGAUAUGACCAGAAACCGCGACAAAGAUCAAUAAGGACGAUAUCCAAAAGAUGAUAAACUGUAAUAAUCAAAUGAGUAGAUAGUUGAUAGUAAUUGUUUUAAUUAAUUUCUUAAGUUUGACAAACAAUUGUAAUAUAUUUAUCACUAUUAAUUGUUGAUUUACCUUUGUAAAUCAGCUCAGUCUGUUUAGGAUGCCUUUAAUUGUCUCCAUCUCAUCACAAUCUCAUUUUAAUUCACAUUCACUCUCAAUUCACAAUUAACUCGUAGUUAACUUGAGCAAAAGAAGAAAAAAAACGAUAAAAAAACUCCUAAAUAUCCAAGUUGAGAUUCUUGGACAAUCAAUUCAAAUUAAUUCUUAACUUCUUUAUUCGUCUUAUCAUUUCAUUUUUAAUGUAAAAUUGGAUUGGAUGGAUGAGAAUCUCAAUUGUAAUUACAGUUUUCAAAAUUAAGCUAAUCCACUUCAAUCCAAUAUCAACUUAAAUGGUUAAUAGUUAAUUUGAUUCCCUAACCUUUUAGAAAUGACUUUUCUCUCUUUUUUCAUUUGAUAUUGAUUGAAAGGUUAAACCAACUUAAUUUUGGAAACUUUAUAUAUAUAUAAAUUAAUUAUUACAGAGAGAACUUUAUAAUUAGUUCUGAUAAUUGAUUUUUAAUUGAUCAACAAUGAGAAGAAAGAAAAAAAUUGAUUUUAGAGUAAAUUUGAUUGAAAUAAGAAAUGAGAUAAACAAAUGAAAAUGCAAAUGAAACAAAUUGUUAGAUUUCUCUUUAGCAUGUCAACUCUAAUCAGUGACAAUUAAUCUGUGUAAUGAUUUAAUUCUUGUUUCAAAACGUCUAUUAAUUUACUCUUUAAUCAUAUUUUUUUUGUUCAUUUCAAUUAACAAUUAUUUUGUACACCAUAAUUUGAUAUCAGUUUGUAAUUGUUUUCAUUUUAACCAUUUAUUGCUUAGAUUUCCAUUUGUUAAACCCAACAACUCAAGUCGAGUAUAACAAUGUUACUGAGUCUUUCAACCAAAUUAAUCAAACUGUUCAACUGAAUUAAGACCAUUCCAAAUGUGAGUCUUUCAAAGGUUCAUCAAUUACCAAAUUAAAAGCAAAAAGCCAUAAUUAAUAGUGUUCUCAUCUUCUGUGUUAAUUACUUAAACUAAUCAUUUCGCAAAGAUUGAGUGACUAUCUCAGAGUAAAUUGUCUUCUUUUAAGUCUUGAUCAAGAUGAUAAUGAAUAAAGUAAAAAUUUACCAAACACAA